This is a messenger RNA of Topomyia yanbarensis, 981 nucleotides long. RefSeq lists its product as uncharacterized. The transcript is spliced from 3 exons. NCBI's taxonomy places the organism in Eukaryota, Metazoa, Arthropoda, Insecta, Diptera, Culicidae. The coding region runs from base 1 to 981 and encodes 326 amino acids. The record is from RefSeq and is a predicted model, not a curated record.
AUGUACGGUACCGACGGCCACCUUCGUGACGAUCUGGAGCGACUAAAGCAACCAGAUAUCGCCACUGCAUACGCGCAGCACCUCGAGGCAGCGUUGCCAGACGAGGGAGAGCUCGGCGUGGCCCCUCUAGAGGACUGCUGGAGAAUAGUAAAAGCAGCCAUCAACAACGUAGCUGAGGACAUUGUCGGGUACGAGGAACGGAGACGACGGAACGAUUGGUUUGACAAAGAGUGCAGAGCGGUUUUGGAGGAGAAGAAUGCAGCGCGAGCGGUCAUGCUGCAGCAUGGAACCCGACAGAAUGUGGAACGAUACAAACAGAAGCGGAGGCAGCAGACACGCCUCUUCCAGGAGAAAAAACGCCGCCUGGAAGAAGCGGAGUGCGAAGAAAUGGGACUGCUGUACCGUUCUCAAGAUACACGGAAGAUCUACCAGAAGCUCAACGCAUCCCACAAAGAUGACCAAGGCAACGGAGGAUUUGACUACGUCAGUGCAGUUGAAGACAGGAAUGAACCAACUACCACGUUGAGGGAAGUUAAGGAUGCCAUCCAACAGCUCAAGAACAACAAAGCAGCUGGCAAAGAUGGUAUCGCAGCAGAACUCAUCAAGUUGGGCCCGGAAAAGUUGGCCACUUGUCUGCACCGGUUAGUAGUCAAGAUCUGGAAAAUCGACCAGCUGCCGGAGGAGUGGAAAGAAGGGGUGAUCUGCCACAUUGACAAGAAAGGCGACCAUUUGGAAGCGGGUAUGAUCGACCUAGAUCCAGAAUCGCGCAUCAAAGCGCUUAGUUUGCACUGGGAACCGUCUACCGAACAGCUCCGCUACAAAAUUCAGCAUCCGCCAUCGGCGACUGACGCACCGCUAACGAAACGCGUCGCACUGUCGUACAUCGCGCGUUUGUUUGAUCCUCUCGGACUUGUCGAACCCGUCAUUACAUCCGCCAAAACCUUUAUGCACUCUCUGGACCUUGAAGAACGACAACGAUAA